This is a messenger RNA of Pimephales promelas (fathead minnow), 964 nucleotides long. Lineage: Eukaryota; Metazoa; Chordata; Actinopteri; Cypriniformes; Leuciscidae. The record is from RefSeq and is a predicted model, not a curated record.
UGAUUUGAAGUUUCAAUGUUGUGCAAGUUAUGCUCCACUGAAAUAGUGUGUCUGAACAGGACUGAAACAUCUCAACAAAAUAAUUCAGAAAGGACACAGAUCUGCUGCCUGAGAUUUCACUUUCCAUUGGAGGUUUCAUCGUUUAUAACACUGAUCAGUAUGGUUCAGAUUGCAAAGACGCUUAUCUUUCUCUGCAUGCUGAUUGGAUGGUCACAGGCUUUUCCACACCGUGAUGUCACCAGUGAAAAUGAAGCAAUGAAAGAUGCGGACAGGGUAGAUGGAGAACAAAGAGAUGCUAUACUAAAUGUCACUGAUUUUACUCCACCAGUGUGCCAUGUGGUAAAUGACACUUCAGACUGCCUUUUAUCAUGUGGAAAUACAAGUAUGGAAGUGACCUAUAUCAUGACAGAUGGACCUGGUUCAGGAAUAGAUCACACCCGUGUUUCUUCCUUGGGUGGGGCUUCUAGCAUAUUUACUCAAUAUGAUGGACUAGAUGAAAAUGGCUACAAUGCAACCCUUUUUCAUUAUUCUGGGAUCUGCUGCCUUGACGAAGUGGAGGUUUCUGUGCUGGACAAAGCAGGAAACAUAGGAAAGUGUCCUGUUAUUGUAAAACGUGUCAGGCUAUGACUUUAAUUUUCUCAUCGCUCCUCAACCUCAAUAAUGUCUUUUUGGUCAAUACUGAUGGCAUUUAUGCUGUUCUGAGGUGUACGUAGCUAACGUUACAUGAAAAAUGUACUUGUAUAAUUAUUCUGACAAUGCAUUUUUAAGUAGGCUACAGUUAAAGUACUUGAUGAUGUCAACAUCAUUAAGUCAACGCUUUGAUGAAUGCCAUAAUAAUACAUGAAAAUGUGAUUCCUUGCCAGUAUUUUUAAUUUAUUCUAAUUCUUUUUCUGCAUUCAUGUAGUUCCACUAUUUGUGUUGCUGUAGCCUACCAUUAGGAAAUAAAGACAAACUUGUGAAAGUA